AUGCCGAACGCUGAGUAACACAAGGAAAACUUUACUAUCAACACCACCACCACCACUAUCACCACCGCCACCACUAUCACCGCCACCACCACCACCACCACCGCCAUCACCACCACUACCCAGAGCUCUCAAACUCCAGCGAGAACUGAUAAACAAACCAACAACAAGCGAACGCAAGGAUGGCCCCUCCUCCCCCGCCACGCUCCAUCGGCUUCAGCAUGCAGGCCUUCAAGCGCUACCCCGAGUGUGGCCAUGGCGACGGUUUCCUUGGCUGCAGACCCGCUGGGAGGGAGGAAGGGGUGAUUAUCCCUCUGGUGUCCAUCCUGGGUGCUGCCAUGGUGGGCCUCAGUGUGUGGAGUGGCUAUGCACUUCUCACCAAGUCUGAUGUUAAGCUGCGUCGUAGUGAGCUCUCUCGCUGGGACACGAUUCAAGUCGACCAACCCCAAAAGGUAAGUCAGUCAGUCCGCAGUCAGAGCCAGCUAAUUAAUCUUCACCUGUACUGCGGACCCUUGCCACCAGGUGUCUCCAACCAUCCCCGCCCGAGCCCCUGCCACGAACACCCCAACAAGCCUCCCUCAGGGCCUUAAAACUCCCCAACUCAG
Molecule: messenger RNA, 602 nt
Organism: Eriocheir sinensis (Chinese mitten crab)
Lineage: Eukaryota; Metazoa; Arthropoda; Malacostraca; Decapoda; Varunidae
Exons: 5
Coding region: 180-587 (135 amino acids)
Source: RefSeq, a predicted model, not a curated record